AAAAAAGUGGCUUCGCAAGUUGGAGUUUGGUUCGUGAAGGCUGUUAAAUAACAGCCAUAGCUUUAUAGCUUUUUCUUCGAACAAACCCAAAAAUAAUAUCAGAGAAUUUUCAUCAUUACAACUUUUAAAUUUUUUUUGCCUUCACACGUCUUCUUGUCUGACUACCACUUUAUUUUUGGUCUCUUUCUUCUUGUUCUUGUUCGUCUGUAGUCUUCUUUGAUCUCUCAACUCUCUGUCACUCUUAUAAAUAUCAAAACUCUGACAUUUCCUCUGUUAAAAUUCUCCUCGAAAUUCCCCCCAAAGAGAGAAUAAAAUGUUCAUAUCGAAAAAUAUGAAAACAAGACGCGGGAAACGCCCUGAGAGGUUUUGGCCUUCGAUUGUGAUGAAUAAAUGGUUGAACAUAAAGCCGAAAGUUUACGAUUUUAGUGAAGACGAAAUCGAUACAGAGAAUGAAAGCGAAGACGACGUAUGUUCGGUCAAAGACGUCGCUAAUGCUUGCUGUAUAACUGAUGAAGACAGCCAUGGCGGUCGCCGAGGAAACGAAACUGUUCACGGCAACGGUGGUGGUGCGAGGGGUUACCAGAGGAAACACCGGCGAGGCAAAUCGGAGACUUUAAGAGUCCAAUACAUAAACACAAAGGAUAUCAAAGUGACGGUGGCUACGUGGAACGUCGCCGGAAAACGUCCCUCCGAUGAUCUCGAUAUUGACGAUUGGCUUUCUACUGAAAACCCUUCAGAUAUUUACAUCAUCGGGUUUCAAGAAGUGGUUCCAUUAAACGCCGGAAACGUUUUCGGAGCGGAAGAUAGAGGUCCGAUUCCGAAAUGGGAAUCGAUAAUCCGUAGGACGCUGAACAAAUCCAAGAAAGAAUCAGUCUAUGACCAAUCUCCAAGCAACAACAACGUUCUUCAUAGGUCUCACAGCGCGCCUUCGUCUCCUGUCUUAGCGCAACAAGCAAAAUCCAUUAUCUCUGAUGUCUUGGUCGAGAAUCUUGCCGCAGACCACUCGUUAGACCUAGCUACAGACGAGUUCAUCGAUGCUGCAACCGCUUUACCGAGUCUAAAACCAGUAGGGAAUCCGGACAUGGACUGGCCUGAACGAGCGUUAGACGAGAAUCCUCAGAUUGUUGGAUCCGAGGGAAAGCUAAGGAGAGUGUUGAGCAGCAACGCCAUGCUAGGGUUUAAGCUACCGGAGACUCCAACGGGAGUGAGUAGAUUUGCUUCCGACGCAAGAAACUUGAAACGGUCACGGAGCUUUGAGACUCUAGUGCUGAGUUGGAAUGAUAUCAAAGAAGAGAAUGAUAAUAACUCCUCCUCCUCCUCCUCUUCCUCGUCAGAGGCGGAGGAAGAAGCUGCGAAAAUCCAGUCUGGUGAUUCAUCAGACGGAGAAUCGUCUUCCGAUGACGAGGAGGAAGGAGAUAAAAUCGGAAAUACUUAUGGAUUGCCGGAAGAUUUGGUGGAGGAGUGUCGGAAGGUGAAAGAUUCUCAAAAGUAUGUAAGGAUAGUGAGUAAGCAAAUGGUUGGGAUCUAUGUAUCGGUUUGGAUCCGACGGCGAUUGAGAAGACAUGUCAACAACUUGAAAGUUUCACCGGUCGGAGUUGGCUUGAUGGGUUACAUGGGAAACAAGGGAUCAGUGUCUAUUAGCAUGACGUUAUAUCAAUCAAGAAUGUGUUUUGUGUGUUCACACUUAACUUCCGGUCAUAAAGACGGUGCUGAGCAACGCCGGAAUGCUGACGUGUACGAAAUCAUACGUCGUACUCGUUUCUCAUCGGUUCUUGAUACCGAUCAACCUAGAACGAUUCCAUGUCACGAUCAGAUAUUCUGGUUUGGGGAUUUGAAUUACCGACUUAAUAUGUCAGACAGUGAAGUAAGAAAGCUUGUCGCACAGAAACGAUGGGACGAGCUUAAGAACAGUGACCAGUUGAUUAGAGAACUAAGAAGAGGACAUGUCUUUGAUGGAUGGAGAGAAGGUCCAAUACAAUUCCCUCCGACAUAUAAAUAUGAAUUCGAUUCCGACCGUUACGCCGGAGAAAACUUGAGAGAAGGAGAGAAGAAGAGAGCCCCGGCUUGGUGUGAUAGAAUAUUAUGGCUGGGAAAAGGAAUAAGACAAGAGUGUUAUAAGAGAUCGGAGAUACGAAUGUCCGAUCACCGGCCGGUGACUUCGAUAUUUAACGUCGGAGUUGAAGUUUUCGAUCAACGGAAACUUCAAAGAGCUCUUCACGUUAAUAACGCUGCCGCUUCUGCUGUUCAUCCCGAGCCUACUUUUUGAGUCUUAAUGUCUCGCAAAAAGAUUGAUAAUUUGUUAACAAAUUUCUGUGAUUUUUUUUUAAUACAUAGAAUCUUUAUUUUGGGGUUGAUAUAUAUUUUUUUGUUAUAUAUAAAUCUAACCAAAGUCUCUUUACUUAUCAAUGUAAGCCUUUUAUUUAUUUUUUAAUUUUCUUUAUCUACUAAUAUUAAUUUUAAUAUUGCAUAGUAUAGAA
Thlaspi arvense is the source of this 2477-nucleotide messenger RNA. The record is from the annotation of a GenBank genome assembly. NCBI's taxonomy places the organism in Eukaryota, Viridiplantae, Streptophyta, Magnoliopsida, Brassicales, Brassicaceae.